GUUCAUCAGCCUCCUCCUCAGUGUCUGCCGUGCUGUGGCUGAGAGUUCAGGGGCACACGGCUCUGCGGUUAAGGACUCUGGAGCCCACGUUCCUCUGAAGGGGAUCCAAGGAGGUUCUGUCUUGUUUGAUGUGACCCAGAAGGCAGGAGCAGUUCUGGAAACUGAGGUGGAGGAGCUCUUAUGGAGCUUUACCCCGGAGUCAGACUACAGAGUCAUGUUUCGAAUCCAGAGAGGCGUCCAUUCUCCAACCUGGUUCAGCCUCCAGGACAAAUUCAAGGAGAGGGUCCAGGUGCCCAACUUGGCCUCCCUGAGGAUUUCCAACCUGAGCCUUGAGGACAGUGGGCAUUACCGAGCUCAAACCAGGUUAACGGAAGGAAGAGAAGUUUUGCAGUUUUUCCACCUUACUGUCUAUGAUCCCGUGCCCCAUCCCCACAUCCUGGCUCAGUCACCAUCCAUCGCAGCAGGCUGGUGCAACGUCACCCUGGAGUGCAGGGCCCCAGGGGCCACAAGGGACCUGAACGUGACCUGGGAGAGCAGGGGCCUCCCCCUGGAGCUGGGGCAGAGAGGGACACCAGGACCAGCCCUUGACUCCUGGACCCUGGCUGCAAGCCUUCCCCUGAGUCAGCCCAACGUCAGCUUCACCUGUGUGAUCAGCAAUCUCAUGGACCAGAAAACUGUCACCAGAGAUGUUGGGGACAUCUGUGCCCAAGGUGAGUGGGAAGGGGGACCUGGAGUUCAGGCAGCAUGGGGGCCUGCGGGUCUGGGCUUUUCUCCCUGUCAUGUGUAUUAGCGACAAUGUCCACCUGGUCACCUACUCAGACGCCUGAGAGUCCCAGUGACCUCACUUCAGCCUUUGAGCAUCUCUCCCAUCCAUGCCCUCCUCUGCCAACCACCCACCAUGUCCCUGCUGGUCCAGGCUGCAGCCUUCCUAUGACUCUCCCACCCCAUUUGUCCUCAAACACUCGUCCAGAGUGGGCUAUGGGGAAAGCAGAUGGGAUUGUGUCAUUGUCUGUGUCAUCUGUGGGAACCUGAUUCCAGCCCCCGCUGUAGGAUUUGUAUCUUAGAUAUUCCUCUACCCACAUUGCUGGUCUCACCCACUCGCUUCACACCAA
Microcebus murinus (gray mouse lemur) is the source of this 1112-nucleotide messenger RNA. RefSeq names its product SLAM family member 8-like. Lineage: Eukaryota; Metazoa; Chordata; Mammalia; Primates; Cheirogaleidae. Gene Ontology annotation, cellular component: membrane. The record is from RefSeq and is a predicted model, not a curated record.